Messenger RNA from Arabidopsis thaliana (thale cress), 855 nucleotides. RefSeq names its product Polyketide cyclase/dehydrase and lipid transport superfamily protein. The record is from RefSeq and is marked reviewed. The transcript has a single exon. Gene Ontology annotation, cellular component: plasma membrane. Bases 208 to 711 code for a protein of 167 amino acids. Gene Ontology annotation, molecular function: protein phosphatase inhibitor activity. Lineage: Eukaryota; Viridiplantae; Streptophyta; Magnoliopsida; Brassicales; Brassicaceae.
UUGCCAAACGCAUCCAUAUCAAAAACAAAAAAAGCGUUAAAAUCUUCGAUCACUGUAUCGGCAUCAACCUUUCAGGUAAUCAAAUUUCAUUCUCCAAAUUGUUUUCAUAUGAUAUUUUUACUUAGAUGUCAUAGACUCAUAUAAACAAUACACUAUAUCUUAUUUUCAUAUAUCUAGAUCCUCGCUCUCUCUAUCUCUCUCUUUGACAUGGAAAAAGCUUCAAGCCCAGAAAAAUGGCUAGCCAAAGUAUCAGUUACGCUCACAAAGGCAAAGCCUGACGAAAUCUGGCCUCUCUUCACCGAUUUUUUCAAUCUCCACAAGUGGCUUCCAACGCUAGCCACAUGUCACGGCGUCCACGGCAACAACGGUGAACAGGGUUGCAUCAGAUUCUGUUCCGGCUUUUCCAUAGGAUCCAACGGUGUAGACUCCGCCGCGAGAUGGUCAAAGGAGAAGCUUGUGGCCGUUAAUCCUGUUGAACGUGUGAUGAGAUACGAGAUAGUGGAGAGUAACACUGGAUUCGAAUCCUACGUUUCGACGGUGAAGAUAUUGCCACGUGGCGAAGAUGGUUGUGUGAUUGAGUGGAGUUUCACCGUUGAUCCUGUGAGAGGAUUGUCGUUAGAAAAUUUGGUUAAGAAGUAUGAGAAAGCAUUAGAGAUAAUCACCAAGAACAUGGAAGAAGAUGCUUUGAGAAGAAGAGAGUCGUCUUCUUAGAAAAAUUGUUGAUAAGUGAAUAGCAAAUAUGCGUUUAAUAAAACCCAUUUAUGAUUAGGGCAAAUUUGUAAGAUGACCAUAUUUGGAGUACAAAUAAAAAAAUUGUUCUGUAUGUUUUUUAAAACUAAACUGUUUCUACUUUCU